UUUCUUCAAUGCUCUCAUUCUCUCUCUAAGAAGCCAUUUUUUUUUUCUUUUGCCAAGAAAACCCAUCUAAGGAGGAGUCGGAAUUGGCUGGUGAUGAUAAAGAUCUGGUGUUAUGCGGAAGUAUUUGGGAAGCGAAGAGGCAAAUAGUAACAGUGGAAGAAUCAAAUGUUCUUAUCCACUGAGAACCCACCAAAUGACCCACUUUCUUCUUCUUCCAAUUUCUUACAUCUCACCACCACUUCUUCCGAUGAGUUAGGUCAAUCCCAUCCCCAAAAUUUCUCCAUCAGAGAUUACGCAUAUAGUAACCGGAAGAAGAACAUCAAGAACAGCUGGCCAUUUUCCUCAAAAAGUCUCCAACUUUUUGCAACUCAUGGAGUGACUGAUCCUUUGCCACCGUUUCAGAAACUUUCCACCUUAAGAAACCAGUUUGAGAGCACGGCUUGUUCAUCGUCAGCGAAGCAAAUCGUAUCCUAUGUCCAUCAAGGAAGAGACUUGGCAAAACUUGGGCUAAAUCAAACAAUAGCAGAGACUAGAAAAGGAGGAGUUUGUAGCCAAUCGAUGAUAAUCGAGAAUGGUUCGUUUACGAGCACAAGUGUUUCGAAGUCCAAGGUAGAUAUAGUAGUAGCUGCUACAAGUAAUAACAACAAGAACAACCACAGUAAAAAGUGUGGGCGAGGAAUGGUGAAAUCCAAAGAAGAUAGUUGCGGUGGCCUUGUUACAACUUCUGAAACAAGCAUGGCUUCAAAGACAUGUCCUAUUUGCAAAACCUUCUCUUCAGCUUCCAACACUACUUUGAAUGCUCACAUCGAUCAGUGUCUGUCUGUUGACUCAGCGCUGCCACCGGUUAUCAGUAAGCCAAACAAGCGUAGAGUUAAGCCACGGAUGAAAGUUAAAACGAUGGUUGAUAUCUACGCGGCUGCAAAAGGAUGCACAUUAGAAGAUCUUGAUAAAAGAAAUGGAACAAAGUGGGCGUCGAUUCUGAGUUAUACAAACCGUGUUGUUGCUGAUAAGUCUGAAGUGUCUAAGAAGCGGAAAGCUUCGCCUGUUGGCGUUGGUCCUGUUUAUAUUGAUGCUAAGGGACAGAAACUGCGGAUUUUAACAGAGUUCAGCGAGAAGAAGACUUCCACUACUCCAUUACGAGAGCAGCACGAGGAUUGUAGUAGUGAAAAGAAAAGUUUAAGCCAAGGUAGUAAAGAAAACAGUAAAAGCUCAAAGAAAAGACGUCGGGGAAAGAAACAUCACAAGUAUCUCAAACUAACCAAUCACAAAGCCAAUGCUUCAGAGCAGAUACCGGAGUAUCAAAGAGUGUUUUCUGGAGAAGGUAGCAGCACGGGUCAUCGUAGGAUCUAUAAUCAGCGGAUGUUAGCGAAACGUGGUCUGAUCUCAAAGAAGCUAAAUGAGAAAGGACAUAAAUUUUAUGCUUUGCGAGAUCAGCCAUCUGAGAAUGAUGAUGAUUCAAUGUCAGGAGGAGAUCCUCUUGUGCUGAGAAGUACUGAUUUGUCUGCCACUGAAGCUAUAAAUAAACAGAAGCUGCUUAGCGGAGUUGCUAGAGAGAUUAAGACUUUGUGUGGGAGUAAAAGAGCUCAAAGUCGUUCAUUUAGAGUUCGGAUGAGUGAAAAGGAGGAGAAAUCACUUGCAGGAGCUCAUUCAAACACUGUCCAAGUGAAGAAGAGCCUUGCUUCGAUUCAAGAAGAUAGGUAUUCACCUGGAAAGAAUUUCUGCUCAAAUGCCAGAGAGGUUUCAGAUGCGUCUCCUCGUCCAAGUAGCAUGAGAACACCAUUUGUUGGAAAUGCCUGGAGACGACUAUCUCUUCCUGUGGAGCAAAAGAAAGCUCAGUUAGACUUGUCGGAGGAAGAAGAUGAAGAAGAAGAAGCUGGGAAAUGGGAAUCUGAAAUGACACAAGAGCGUGAACUAUCAGAUGAUGAUUAUGCUUCUGGUGAUAAUGGAGAAAUAAAUGAACGAAGAUCAAAACCUUCAUCUAGUGGUUACGAUGAUUAUGAUGAUGAUGACGAAGAAAGUAGUGAAGAGGAGAAAGAUAAUAACAAAAGAGCCAAUGUGUUGAACAAAACCGCUGAUACAGGUGCUGAGUUCUACCAAUCAGACAGUCCACCAUUUAAUGAAAUGGUACCUAGCGAGAGAGCUAUGUAUUACUCUGAAGAAGUUGGAAAUAUGAUUUACGAGGAGGAUGUGAGGUUUGAUUCUGAGGUAAGACAAGGAAGCUUAUUUGUAGAGGUUGAUACUAUUCCCAUUCCAGGACCUCCGGGAUCAUUUUUACCAAGUCCACGGGAUAUGGGUUUUGAUGAAAACAUUGGAAACUCGUCGGUUAUCACGAGCCAGGUCCAAUCUUCCUUGGAUCAGCUUGACAGAAACUCAUCUGAAUCACCUGUUUCUGCUGUUUCAAACUUUGCACCUGGUAGACUGAGUUUCCCCAGAGAGUUAUCUUCCUCUUUCCAAGAAAAUAUCUCCCCGGACAUUCCUGCUUCCUACUCGACAACCCCGAUGAGCUUUUGUGUUCCAUCUCAUCAUGGGACAAUCGGCCAGGCUGAGCAGAUAACCGUUGACAAGUCUUGUUGUUGCCAAAGAAUAGAGAGAAACUCAGAGGGCAUUACUUUGAACCAUCAAGCAUCUCAUCUACUGCAGCGAAGAGCAGCUUCUUCGACAAUGGCCAUGAACUUAACGAAAUCUCCCAAACGUUUGGAUCCAAAUCAUCCAUUUGAGCAGUCAUCACCAUACAUGAUCCAGCAAGAUGUAAAUCUUCAGAGUAAAUUCUCCAGCAAACCGAGUUUCAAUGGCGCUGUGCCUCCAAGUCCUUCUAAUCCGGUUUUGCGGUUAAUGGGAAAAGACUUGAUGGUCAUGAACAAUGGAGAAGCAGACAACGAAGAAGCAUCUCGGGCUAGCUUAAAACCAACCCCACAGUUUCUUGAUCCUCCUCCUUGCCCUGGAACCGGCUUAUACUUCAACACAGGUCUCUAUUUAAGAAACAGUUUCGAGUCAACACAGCAUCAACCACAGAUACCAAAAGCACAAGCACAAGCACAAGCACAAACACAAGCUUCAGCAUUCAGAAUCAAUUUUGAUCAUGUAAGGUACUUUUCUCCGAGCUAGCCGUCGUGAACUUUCAAGUUUCAACCUUUAUAUAGCUUAAGAAGAAACCGAGAAGUGGGUUCCCUUUGAAAGCCGAUCAUCGAACAUUGGGUAGAUUUCGAAUGUUGUACGCCAUUUUGUAUGCUUUUUCUCUCUUUCUGCAGAGACUUGUGUGUAGUUACGGUUUACAAAAAAAAGAAAGCAAACACUUGAAAAUAACAAACACUCUGUAGAAGAAGAUAAGUAGGGACUUAAAAGGCUUUCACUGCCACCAAAGUUGUCUAAAAG
Eutrema salsugineum is the source of this 3372-nucleotide messenger RNA. RefSeq lists its product as uncharacterized. The record is from RefSeq and is a predicted model, not a curated record. NCBI's taxonomy places the organism in Eukaryota, Viridiplantae, Streptophyta, Magnoliopsida, Brassicales, Brassicaceae. Bases 166 to 3105 code for a protein of 979 amino acids. The transcript has 4 exons.